CAGUAGAGCACGAGUCUCUGUCCAGUUCUGUGUUUCGUGACAUUUCACCGACUAGAAAUUUAUAUUAAACAGGACUACCAACAUGUCUUCCCGCAAAACAGCCGGUCGUCGUGCAACGACAAAGAAGCGUGCACAGCGCGCGACGUCGAAUGUUUUCGCAAUGUUUGAUCAAGCUCAAAUUGCCGAGUUCAAAGAAGCUUUCAACAUGAUCGAUCAGAACCACGACGGUUUCAUUGAUAAAGAAGAUCUUCACGAUAUGCUUGCCUCUUUAGGCAAAAAUCCUACCGAAGAUUAUCUGGAAGGUAUGAUGAACGAAGCACCAGGACCAAUAAAUUUUACGAUGUUCUUAACUUUGUUCGGCGAAAGACUUCAAGGCACGGAUCCGGAAGAAGUAAUUAAAAACGCGUUCGGUUGCUUCGACGAAGAGAACACCGGUCAUAUAAAUGAGGAACGUCUUCGCGAAUUGCUUACAACAAUGGGAGACAGAUUUACGGACGACGAUGUGGAUGAAAUGUAUCGCGAAGCUCCUAUCAAAGGAUCGAUGUUCGAUUACAUCGAAUUCACACGAAUCUUAAAACAUGGAGCUAAAGACAAAGACGAGCAGUGAGCAGGCGUGAAAUCAUCUGUACUUUGUAUUUGUGUGAUUGAGCGCGCAAUGCGCGUUUAUAUGGUUGCAUUUGUAAAGUUUGAAAUAUUACUUGUAUUUUGUACAUCCUCUAUUAAUGAGAAUAACUAAAAAUCUAGGUUUUACAUUAUUUUUGAAAAAUCGCCUUAUCUCUAGGUCCUAAAAUGUGUAGACUCGAUAUCAUAUAAGCGUUUACCGUAUUUAUUUAAACAUACAAUGACUCGUACACAAGAUACGUAAUAGAAAGCUGGUAGAAAACUUUGAUCCUAUAUCUUGCCACGAGUUACGGUCACUGUAAUAUGUAAUAUAUUAUAUGCUACAUCGAUGUGUAGCUGUUGAAAAGUUGGCAUUUAUAUUUUAAUAUAAUAUUGUACAUCAAAAGCGUAGUGUCUUUAUAACCAGUCUACACGACUUUUACACAAU
This is a messenger RNA of Dufourea novaeangliae, 1048 nucleotides long. RefSeq names its product myosin regulatory light chain sqh (gene sqh). The coding region runs from base 83 to 607 and encodes 174 amino acids. Gene Ontology annotation, molecular function: myosin heavy chain binding; calcium ion binding. Gene Ontology annotation, cellular component: cytoplasm; myosin II complex. Gene Ontology annotation, biological process: post-embryonic development; locomotion. The transcript is spliced from 4 exons. The record is from RefSeq and is a predicted model, not a curated record. Lineage: Eukaryota; Metazoa; Arthropoda; Insecta; Hymenoptera; Halictidae.